Bradysia coprophila is the source of this 1239-nucleotide messenger RNA. RefSeq lists its product as uncharacterized. The record is from RefSeq and is a predicted model, not a curated record. Lineage: Eukaryota; Metazoa; Arthropoda; Insecta; Diptera; Sciaridae.
AUGACAAUCGAAGAACAUCAUAGUUUGAGUAAUGGAAACAGUGAUAACUUGUUUAAGUUCAUUUCAAUAGUCUAUCCGCAUCAUUUGCUGGUGAUUCCAUCUACCAAUUUUAACGAUUCGUUGGAUUUGCUAACGCAGAAAUUUGUUGGAAUUGAAAAUAACAAACUGCCACUCAUCCUCGACACGUUUUAUUUGACGAAUUGCACUUUUAGGGUGAACGCUGACUUGUAUCCGGAUAAAUUAGAUGAUCUUGAAGGUCGAGUGGUUAUUGUAUCGGCAAUAGAGUACAUACCAUACACUACUGUAGAACGCAGGGAACCAAAUGAAAAUUUGUACCGCGAAUGGAACUCAACAGCAGGCAAAAAGACGAUAUUUUUUGAUGGAUCUGAGUCGCGAAUCGUUAUCAACUUUUGCAUCUUAAGAAAUUGCACAUUGGAAUUUCGAUUAUCGCCAGAUUGGGGUAGUAUCAACAUAGACGAUGGCACUUCCGAGGGACAAGUAGGAUUAUUGUACAAACGUGAAGCUGAUAUUGCCGUUGCUUCGAUUGGACAAUGGUACUUUGAUAUAUUUGAAUCAUCAGCUGCCAUUGCUCGAUCGGCAUCAACGCUUGUUGUACCUGCUCCAAGGGGAGAUAUAAAGACGUCAUUUAGAAAGACGAUUUUGGAUAUUUUGGGUCUAUUCUUACAACAAUCAAUCGAACUUGGGACGAGUAAGUUGGCUGUUCGAUUAGUGUACGCAGUAUUACUGUUAGCCGCCAUAAUACUUGAAAAUGCAUACAGUGGCGGCCUAAAAAGUCUACUUACAGUUCCGAAAUUGGUGGGAAAAAUUGACACCAUUCACGACUACGUUGAGACAAAUUAUGCGUGGGGAGCACCGCAUGAAGUCUAUGUUUUGGCUGUAAAAAAGUCUCAAGUGAAGGAUUCAAUGUUAAUGUCCAAACGAGUUCAAAUUCGAAGCCAUGAGGAACUGUAUAAUAUGUCCUUUAGCGGAAAAUUUGGCGUUUCAGUCGAAAGGUUGCACAGUCGUGGAAUAACAUUUGAAGAUUUCGUAACAUUGGAUUCAUUGGAUCAUCUGAGUAUUUUAAAGGACGACCUUUUCUUCGAAUACACAAUGGCUAUAGCCACAAGAGGAUGGCCAUUAAUGGACAGAUUCAAUAAAGUUGCUUUAGAAAGCAUGCAACACGGAUUGUAUGAGUAUUGGGAAAAAGAGGUGGGUGUUUUAUACAGAAUCACAAGUUAA